Messenger RNA from Cynoglossus semilaevis (tongue sole), 3373 nucleotides. It is a transcript of the gene afap1l2, whose product is annotated as actin filament associated protein 1-like 2. Gene Ontology annotation, molecular function: SH2 domain binding; SH3 domain binding. Lineage: Eukaryota; Metazoa; Chordata; Actinopteri; Pleuronectiformes; Cynoglossidae. Gene Ontology annotation, biological process: positive regulation of interleukin-8 production; inflammatory response; regulation of mitotic cell cycle. Bases 241 to 2904 code for a protein of 887 amino acids. The record is from RefSeq and is a predicted model, not a curated record. The transcript has 19 exons. Gene Ontology annotation, cellular component: cytosol.
GAGAGAGGAGCGCUGUUGUUCCUGCUCUCACACUGUCUCAGUCCGGCAGUGAUUGAGGCAGCGCAGGGCUGCCGCUGCUGCUGCGUUUCGCUCCAACCGCUGUCCCGUCACUUAGAAACUUUUACAAAACUUUUUUGAAAUCAUUAAAACUCUUGUUUUUCUCGGGGCGGCUGUGCUGUUUGUAUGUGCGCAGGAUAUUAGCGACAGACAAGGGAGGCUGAAGUGUCAUCGCGGAAAAGAAUGGAGAGGCACAAAGUGCUGGACCAGAUCCUGAUGGAGCUUCACCGUUUCCUGCUCAUUCUGGACAGGGAAACACUGACUGGAAGUGCAACCGCCCAGAAAGGCCUGCUGUCUGAUCUCCUCCAGUCCUACAAAGCCUCCAACGGUGGUGAUGAGGAGUACAUCUACAUGAACAAAGUGACUGUAGGAGGAAAGGACAAAGAUAGCAAAGAUAACAAAUCAAAUCUUCAGCACAAUGGGAAAGCAGCGAAAUGCAGUCCCGUCCCACAGAAGAAGCUUCCUGACCUGCCGCCGCCCAGAUCAAUAAGUGGAGGAGUGGUGGGCCGUGAGCCGUUCCCUCUCCCAGGGGUUCCUGCUCCAGCCAGAAUAGACCUUUCGGAGAGUUACUACGAGGAGGCACAGCCGUACGAGGAGACAGUCAAUGAUGACGGCGAGGCUGUCAGCAGCUCGUAUGAGUCUUACGACGAGGAGGAAGUGAGCAGAGGGAAGUCAGCGCAGCACCAGUGGCCGUCGGCAGAGGCCUCCAUCGAGCUGAUGAAGGACGCUCGGAUCUGCGCCUUCCUGUGGAGGAAGAAGUGGCUCGGCCAGUGGGCGAAACAGCUGUGUGUCAUCAAGGAGCAUCGCCUGAUGUGCUACAAGAGCUCCAAGGAGCAGACCCCCCUGCUGGACGUGAGCCUGCUGGGCUGCACGGUGGUCUACAAAGAAAAGCAACCCAAGAAGAAGGAGCACAAGCUGAAGAUCACCCCGGUCGGAGGGGAGGCCAUAGUGCUGGGCCUUCAGAGCAAGGAGCAGACGGAGCAGUGGCUGAAGGUGAUUCAGGAAAUCAGUCCCAAGCCGGCUGAGAACUUCGACUCCGGGACGGACUCCCCGAGGCUUAUCUGUAGCAAGGGAGAGUUGAGCGAGAGACACUCGGUGGCGUCCGAGAGUGGCAGCAGCACCGACAGCCAUGUUGAAAGCCCUGACACCCGAGAUGUGAAGAAAAAAUAUGGCGCAGGCUUAAAAUUCAGCAACCUCAUGAACAUCGGCAAGAAAAAACCUUCUUCACUGGAAACUCCUGAGAAAGGUUUCGACACUUCAGGCUACCUCAACGUACUGGUGAACAGCCAGUGGCGAACCUGCUGGUGUCUCCUGAAGAACGGUCAGCUGUGGUUCUACCAGGACAAGAACAAGAACAAAGUGAGCCAGCCGGCGGUGACGCUGGAGGGCUGCAGCGUUCUGCCGGACCCCAGCCCUGAGCACCUGUACUCCUUCAGGAUCGACAUGGACGGCACGCAGGUUGCAGCACUGGAGGCCAAGACCUCAGCAGACAUGGGUCACUGGCUCGGCCUCUUGCUCUCACAAACUGGCACAAAAACCGACCCGGAGGAGCUGACGUACGACUACGUCAACGCAGAGAGGAUUUCCACCAUCGUGAAUGCUGCCAAGACUUCCUUAUAUUUGAUGCAGAGGAGAUACUCGGAGCCAAACACCUACAUAGACACUGAGCCCUGCGUCACUCAAAAUGCAGACGAACUGUACGAUGACGUGGCCUCACUAGCUGAUCCAGAGGAUGCUGAAGAAAGCAGUCCACCAAGCACCGAGGACAAGAGCCAUCAGGACCAGAGUGAAGCCAAAGAACCGGUUAAGACGGAGCAGGAAACAGAUAGCAGGAUUUAUUUGGACCUGGUUCCUGUCCGCUCUUUUCUCCACACGUCCGGCGGCUCUAAAGUCUCACCGUGCAAAGACACAGUAGUCCAAGAGGAGGAAAAGAAAGAGCUCUUGUGUCAAGAUGAAGAGGUCAGCUUCACCAACUCAUCUGAGGCAGAGACGACGCCCACACCAAACGGGACGAGUUCAACUUCUGCAGUGAACGACCAGGAACACCUGUCUCAGAGUCCCACACAGUUACCGUCCCAAACAGAGCCAGUCAAAGCCAGUCCUCCAGGCCAGGAGACACCCAAGAAGACAAGUGUGGAGAUCCCACAGGCCUUCAGCCCCUGUGGGGGACAGAAGGGACCCACAGGUGGUUCCACGGCUGCUGGGUUCUCCCGCAGUCCCCAGCCACUGCGGCCCAAGGCCCAUACCUUAGGUUGUACUGGUGCAGUUGAGGUGAAACUGGGUAAAAACCGCACGGAAGCAGACCUGCGGCGCUACAUUGACGAGCGGGACCGCUUAGAGAAGGAGAGGGAGGAGGUGCGGAGCAGCCUGGCAAACCUGAAGAAGGAGAAGAGGGAGGCCAAGGAGGAGCUGAGUGCCUGCCAAGACCCCAAGCAGCAGGCCGCGCUGGAGGCCUGUCUGAAGCAGAAGGAGGAGGCCUGCAAAGAGGCCGAGCACCGCAGGGUGGAGGUGGAGCUCCGCCUGGUGGAGGUGAAGGAAAGUCUGAAGAAGGUGGAGUCAGGGCCGUUCACACUGGGCACCACAUUGGACAGCAGCCUUCAAGACACACCCACGACUAAAACCGCAUCUCUGCCUACUCCCCAAACAUCGUCAUCAUUUCUAUCGUCACCAUCGCCGUCAUCAUCAUCGUCUUCGUCGUCCCAGAACUCGUGCAGCAACCACAGUGCCGAUCCAGCCUCGCCGGUUAACUCUGCCUCGGCGCUAAAGAGCAGACCGACCUCAAUGAUGAGCACCAAGGGCAACGUCCUUCAGAAAGCCAAGGAAUGGGAGAAGAAAUCAUCCACUUAGGAGAAGGAAACCUUUGGUCCUCAAUGUCCUGCCAAGUUUGAACGGUCAACAUCCCUCCCCCUGCCUCCUCCGGAUCUUUCAUCUUCACCACCUUCUUGCCAAAGUCUACGAGGGGGAGAACAUAGCAGCAGGGCACAAGCUGUGUUUCCAAAUACCACUGGAUCAUAUUGGAUUUAAUGACUUUGAAAGUUCUAGUAUGUUCUUUAAUUGCUUGAAGGAGGAAUUUGAAGUAGCGUUUUGGCCAGUCUAACAAUUGUUCUUUAUCAUGCCAAAUAUGUGAACCCACUGCGGUGGGAGACCUGCGUACAGAAGCCCCUUUACUUUAAUGGCCUAUUUGUACACUUCUUGUAGCUUGGUUCAUAUAUGCUGGUAGCCAAGAUGUAAAUAUAUUUACACCAUUACUUGGCCUUUUGGCUUGUAUUGCUAGCUAGACAUGCACUUUUUAUUCAAAUAAAAAUGUUAGAAAAAA